Molecule: messenger RNA, 850 nt
Organism: Lycium barbarum (goji berry)
Lineage: Eukaryota; Viridiplantae; Streptophyta; Magnoliopsida; Solanales; Solanaceae
Product: protein translation factor SUI1 homolog 2-like
Exons: 2
Coding region: 224-685 (153 amino acids)
Biological process (GO): translational initiation
Molecular function (GO): RNA binding; translation initiation factor activity
Source: RefSeq, a predicted model, not a curated record
UUAAUAAGACUUUAAGAUUAACUAAUAUUAUGUGGCUGCGAAUAUUGUGACCCCACCUGCACCGCCACAAUUUCUAUUUUUUUUGUCUAUAAAUAACAAGCCUAUUCUGCUCUUCUAACAUCAUCCAGUGUUUGAUUUAGUUGAUUAACCUUUUAAAGCUUUUGUGUGAUCAAUUUACAAGCUUCAGUUUCGGAGUGUGAGAAGUUCUCUUCCAGUUAGUUACAUGGUUGAUAUUGUUGAUAUCGACGUCCAGAUUCCAUCUGCUUUCGAUCCAUUUGCUGAGGCUAAGGACUCAGGUGCACCUGGGAGUGUGAGAAGUUCUCUUCCAGUUAGUUACAUGGUUGAUAUUGUUGAUAUCGACGUCCAGAUUCCAUCUGCUUUCGAUCCAUUUGCUGAGGCUAAGGACUCAGGUGCACCUGGAGCAAAAGAGUAUGUUCAUAUUCGCAUACAACAAAGGAAUGGAAAGAAGAGCUUGACAACAGUUCAAGGUUUGAGGAAAGAAUACAGCUACGAAAAAAUCCUCAAAGACCUGAAAAAAGAGUUUUGUUGCAACGGGAAUGUUGUGCAGGAUAAGGAGCUUGGCAAAGUGAUACAACUCCAAGGAGAUCAAAGGAAGAACGUUUCUAAUUUCCUUGUGAGUAAAGGUGUUGCCAAGAAGGAUCAGAUCAAGAUUCAUGGUUUCUAAGUUGUGGUGUUAUUGAAGCAUAUUAAUAUAGCAGUUGUUUGGAUUCGUUGUUAAGCGGUUGUGGUUUUUGAUUAAUGCCCAUGAAAUCUUGCCAUGGGUUUCUUUCGGAAUUGUGGUUGUACUCUGUUUUCAGAUCAUAAGAAUAAAUUUGUUUUUCUAAAGCAA